AAAAAGAAAGAAAGAAAAAAUAAGAUACUCAAUUUUGAUGGAGAGACGAAAUAUUGUAUUUAUCUAUAGCAAUUCGCAAAUAAUAAUUAUUUUUAUCGUCGUAAUAAGAACGUUGAUUAUUGCUGUUAAUUUGCCUACUAGAAUUAUCUUUGGGGAAAGUGUUUGUAAUUAGAUUACCAUUUGACUAUUAGAUAAGUCACUAAGAGAUCGAAUAUUAAUCAAUCAUAAAUUCAUGCGCAUACUUAUUAAUUACUAGUUUACUCCACGCGUUUAACUGGGAUCUAGUUCGAAAAAAAAAAGAAAGAUUCAAUAUAUGCACUCUUAUAGAAUUGCAGACUUCUUGAAUAAACACCGGGUAUGUCAUCUAUUUCUUAAUAACUCUUAGGUACAUAUGAUCGGUAUGAUCUUUUAGUAGUCUUCGUAUCCAUCUACCUGUCAAAUAAAAAUGUAAAUGAAAAAGAAAGAGUGUGUGAAGUUUAAAGACUUUUAACAUACGGUAAUGCAAUCGAUGCAAUUUAUCCGAUUAACUCGGAACAUUAGGCAAAGGUAGAAACCUUUCAAGUGAUUGAGAGAGUUCUAGUAUCUAUCGGUUAAAUACAGUUAUGGCUCUCCGUAAAGUAAAAGGAAAUUUCGAACGAAUGUUCGACAAGAAUUUGACGGAUUUAGUGCGUGGCAUUAGAAAUAACAAAGAGAACGAGGCAAAAUACAUUGCACAAUGUAUAGAAGAAAUCAAACAAGAAUUACGUCAGGAUAAUAUUGCAGUAAAGGCGAAUGCAGUUGCUAAGUUAACAUAUUUGCAAAUGCUAGGCUAUGAUAUUAGUUGGGCUGGAUUUAAUAUAAUUGAGGUCAUGUCAUCUGCCAAAUUUACUUAUAAACGUAUAGGAUAUUUAGCAGGUAGUCAAAGCUUUCAUGCAGAUACAGAGCUUUUGAUGUUGACCACAAAUAUGAUACGCAAAGACUUAAAUAGUCAAAAUCAAUAUGAUGCUGGAUUGGCUCUUAGUGGUUUAUCUUGCUUUAUAAGUCCAGAUCUGGCACGAGAUUUAGUUAAUGACAUAAUGACUUUGUUGACAUCUACAAAGCCAUAUUUACGCAAGAAAGCAGUUCUAAUGAUGUACAAAGUGUUCUUGCGAUUUCCAGAAGCUUUAAGGCCUGCUUUUCCUAGAUUGAAAGAAAAACUUGAAGAUCCAGACAGUGGUGUACAAUCUGCAGCUGUCAAUGUAGUUUGUGAGUUAGCAAGAAAGAAUCCAAAAAAUUAUUUAAGUUUGGCACCUGUUUUUUUCAAAUUAAUGACAACAUCGACUAACAAUUGGAUGCUCAUAAAAAUUAUCAAAUUGUUUGGCGCAUUGACACCUCUAGAACCUAGGCUUGGCAAAAAGCUAAUAGAACCCCUUACCAAUUUGAUACACAGUACAUCUGCUAUGUCUUUGCUGUAUGAGUGCAUCAACACUGUAAUAGCUGUAUUAAUUUCUAUAUCAUCUGGUAUGCCAAAUCAUUCAGAUUCAAUACAGUUGUGUGUGCAGAAAUUAAGAAUAUUAAUAGAGGAUUCUGAUCAAAAUUUAAAGUACUUGGGCUUGCUAGCAAUGUCAAAAAUAUUAAGGACACAUCCUAAAAGUGUACAAGCUCAUAAAGAUCUUAUUAUGCAAUGUCUUGAUGACAAAGAUGAAAGUAUAAGAUUGCGUGCCUUGGAUUUAUUAUAUGGAAUGGUAUCAAAAAAGAAUUUAAUGGAAAUAGUUAAAAAAUUAAUGGUGCACAUGGACAAAGCUGAAGGCACUACAUACAGAGAUGAAUUACUUUCAAAGAUCAUACAAAUCUGUUCUCAAAAUAAUUACCAAUUUAUAACAUAUUUUGAAUGGUACAUAUCUGUAUUGGUGGAACUUACACGAAUGGAAGGCACCAAGCAUGGACCAUUAGUAGCUACUCAACUACUUGAUGUAGCGAUCCGGGUACAAGCUAUACGUAAAUAUGCAGUUCACCAAUGUGCCUUACUGCUUGAAAAUUCAUAUCUUUUAACUGGUCAACCACGAGCUACUAUGUCUGAAGUUUUAUAUGCAGCUGCUUGGAUAUGUGGAGAAUUUUCUAGUGAACUAGAAGAUCCUUUAGCAACAUUACAAUCUAUGUUGCGAUCGCAAGCAUCCAGUUUGCCAGGACAUAUUCAAGCGGUUUAUGUGCAUAAUAUUUUAAAACUUGCUGCAGCAAUAUUAUAUAAAGCAGAGAAAGAAGGUGACAAUGAAACGAUGGAACAAAUUUUUGCAUUGAAAGAUAAAAUAGCAGCAUUUGUGUGUAGUGGCGACUUAGAGGUUCAAGAAAGAUCUAGUUCCGCAUUGGUUUUAUUUGAAUGCUUGAAAGAAAAUCCUGGCAUGGCCGAAGAGUUAAUGGAAGCUUUUGAAGGUGAACUUAAUCCAGUUGCUCCUAAAGCUCAAAGAAAGGUACCUAUACCUGAUGAUUUAGAUCUAGAUUCAUGGAUCAAUGAUCCACCUUCGGAAAGUUCUGAUUCCGAAGAUAUGGACAUGAACGAAAUUUUUGUGAAAUCAGAGAAAUCUAAUAAUUCUUUCAUGAAACGAGAAACGAACGAACCUACGGUAGAAGAACUUCAGAAGAGGAGAGAGGCUAGAAAAUUGGAACAGCAAAAUAAUCCUCAUUAUUUGAAAGGAUCAUUUAAAAAUUCCACAUCAUAUCAUAAUUCAACAAAUUUUUAUGAAGACUUUGAAAACAUUCCAGUUACUGAAUUAGAUAUACCAGUGUCUCUAAAAAUAUCGAAUUAUUCUAAUUCUAGUAAAUAUCACAAUAUGAGUGUGGAUAAUAAUUACAAGAGACAUAAAAAACAUGGCAAGAAAAAGAAAUCAAAAAAAAAUAAACAAUCUGCAUCAGAAGAUGAACGAGAAGAAGAUUAUCCUACACAAGUUAUAAAUACAGGUAUCGGUGAACUUCCACCAGGGGCUGAAAUAAGUGAUAGCGAUGAUUAUGAUAUGAUCGAUGCAAAUGAUCCUCAUCGAGCUUUAAAUAUUGAUUUAGAUAUGCCUUUGCGAGAAGACGAAAGAUUACCGGUUUUGGAACACAGAGUAGUAGAGAAUAGUCCAAAUCAGAAAGUUACAGAGGCAAAGACAAUAAAAAAAGAUAAGGGUCAUAGGAAAACAAAAAGAAAGAGUAAAUGUGUUCAAGAAAAACAGGCUGAUAAUCAAAUAAGUAUAACUGAUAUGUGGUUAGAAGAUAAUACUGAAGAAGCAGGUUCUUCCUCUAUGCAAGAUUACGCAGAAGUGAAUAGUAAAAAAACUGUAGAUAUGCGAAAAGAUACGAAGCGAAAAAAAUCCAAGAGUCAGGAAAGACAUAAAAAAAUAAAAGAAGACGAUACCAAACAUAAAAAAUCAAAAAAAUCAAAAAGUAAGAAAGAGAAGAAGUCGUCAGAUUACGAAGAAACAGCUGGUAUAUCUACGCCCUCCAAAGAAAUAUUGCCAGAAUUAAGGAAUGAUUUAGUUAUUACUGAAAAUAGUUUGAAUUCUAUUCAACCAUUGAUCGCGUAUGAAGAAUUAUCUAAGAAUAAAACUAUUUCUAUGAUGUAUGAAUUAAAGCAAAUUGCAGAUGACACUAGUAAAAUAAUUGUAUCAAUACUCAUUACCAACAUAGAUCAAAAGCUUGUAAAAGAAAUAAGGUUCGAUAUUACGGACACGUCAACCUUGAAACUAAUGAAAGAUAACGGCGAUGGAUACGGAAUGAAACUGCCAUUCCAAUUACCUCCACAAUCCAGUAAAGAAACUCAAUUUACCAUAUUAAUAUCCGACGUAACGUUCGCUCAAAAAUUGAGGGGGACAUUGACGUAUAUGCUUGAAAAUGUGGAAGGAACGAUGCAAGAAAAACUUGACUUCACUAUAAAUUUAUCAUGUAGUAAAUUUAUGGUUGGACAUUUGUCUCAUAAAGAUAUAUUAACGGAGUUGCUUAAAAGCGGUCAACUAGUGUCUAGAAUUAAAAAAGAAAUUGUCCCAUCUCAGGAAUUUAAUGCAGUCUUAAACACUGUCUGUUGUAAAUGCAAUCUCACACUCGUGGAACAAAUAAACGAUACUGCAUCUUUAUAUGGUCAUUCGUUGAAAGGACAUCAUGUGUGCCUUUUAUUAAAAUAUAAUAAAUCGACAGGUAAUUUGUUGAUCGAAGGUAAAGGUGACAAUAACUCUCUCCUGUCAGGAAUUGCGGAAGAGAUAUCAAGGCUUCUGACAUAAGAGAAAGUGUACCUACGUUUUAAAAAAUCUAAUGAUUCCUAUCAUUCAUUACAGUCGUAUUCAACAAACCUUUACAUUCAGCGAAGAAAUAUUUUCCAGGAUCUGUUAUGUAUGAGAUAAUGAUUAUAGGAAACUCGCCUGCUAACUCAUUAAUCAUUACAUAUUUUUAGAUGGAGUUCUUAUCUAAGCACUGUAUAAUUUAGAUCAUAAAAUUUGUUAAAUAUACAUACAUAUAUAAGAGUUAUACAUAUGUAUACAUAUAUACAUGGAUAAAUACAUACAAUAUACAUGUAUAUGUGGGCUAUCAGGAUUCUAAAAAAAAGGAAAAAAAAAAAAAGAAAAUGAAAAAAAAAAAAGAAAAACAUUUAUUCUCAAAUUAAAAAGACAUCGAUACAAAAAGUAGGGAAUAAUUGAAAUAAAUUUAUAUUAUUUCGGAGUCGCCUACUUUUUGUGCUGCUGCCUCGUUUGAUAGUGUAAAUUUAUUUUAAAAAUUCAAAAAAGAAAAAGGAAAAAAAUUUGGUAUCUUGUAAAAACUAUAAGAUAUCAUCUCUAUCGUCUAUAUUGUCAUGUUGCAUCUCACUUAUGAGAAUGUGUAUAAAUAUAAUAAUAUUAUUUAGUGGCGAUAAUUAUACCUUUUCUGCAUGCGAUAUUACGUUUAUAAUAAUAUUAUAAUAUUAAUAUUUUCAUAUACAUCUAAAUCACAUCUUAAACAAUUUAUAUAAAAUGUAAGUGAAAAGAAAAAUAAUGUAUAUAGCUUGCCUGUAAUCUAUGCUUACAAAGAUUAUUUUAUUGGCCGGAAAUCUUUCUAAAUUUGAUUUAAUAUAAUAACGAAAUAUCUCUUAUUAAUCAUCCUUUAACAUAGAAUCAUAUUGCAUGAUACAAAAGAUUUAAUAACAUUUUAGUACUUUAUCCAAAGAAAGGUGAGAUCCUUCCAGAAUAAAAUUACCGCUGCACUCGCGUUUUCUCUUUGCAUUUACGUAUCGUAUGCUUAAUAACUGUGAUUUUAUUUUUCCGUGAUUUCAUUUAAAAUGAAAUCACGUCUCAUUGUGGACGUUGUAAAAAAAGUAACUAAAUCAUUAGAACAACAUCGAAAAAUAACAAAAAUUAAAUAUAAUUAUGUUUGUAACGUCUCCCCUUCCGAAAACUAAUUACAUGUGCAAUUAUUCAAUA
Messenger RNA from Vespula pensylvanica (western yellowjacket), 5378 nucleotides. It is a transcript of the gene garnet, whose product is annotated as AP-3 complex subunit delta-1. Bases 603 to 4208 code for a protein of 1201 amino acids. The record is from RefSeq and is a predicted model, not a curated record. Gene Ontology annotation, cellular component: AP-3 adaptor complex; terminal bouton; membrane coat. The transcript has 14 exons. Gene Ontology annotation, biological process: neurotransmitter receptor transport, postsynaptic endosome to lysosome; Golgi to vacuole transport; protein targeting to vacuole. Lineage: Eukaryota; Metazoa; Arthropoda; Insecta; Hymenoptera; Vespidae.